UCUUAGUCAAUGCACUAACAAUGGACUUAAAAGAUAUGGUUUUGAUAAACCUGUUUUGUCUGAUUUGCGCCAUUAAAACCACCCAAGGUUACUACGGCAACCCCUUAAACAAGUACAUCCGCCACUAUGAGGGAUUAUCCUAUGAUACAGACCUUGUACAUAACAGACACCAGAGAGCCAAAAGAGCACUCUCCCAUGAGGACAAGUUUCUUCAUCUGGAGUUCCACGCACAUGGAAGACAUUUUAACCUUAGGAUGAAGAGAGAUACCAGGCUGUUCUCUGAGGAUUUCAAGCUUGACGUGUCCGGAGAGGAGAUGGAUUACGACACCUCCCAUAUCUACACUGGAGAACUCUAUGGUGAACAGGGUACUCUCACCCAUGGCUCCAUCGUGGAUGGCAAGUUUGAGGGUUUCAUUCAGACCCACCGGGGGACAUACUAUGUGGAGCCUGCUGAGAGAUAUCUGAAUGACAAAGAUGUUCCGUUCCACUCAGUCAUUUAUCAUGAGGACGACAUCAACUACCCCCACAAGUAUGGGCCUGAGGGCGGCUGUGCAGACCACUCUGUCUUUGAAAAGAUGAAGAAAUAUCAGGCUUCUGCAGUGGAAGGGCCAGCUAAGGAGACUCUUGACAUGAGAGACAAUGAAUCAUCCAAUGGCCCAGUACUGCUGAGAAAGAGGAGGAUGACCCAGGCAGAGAAGAACACCUGCCAGCUCUUCAUUCAGACUGACCACCUCUUCUACAAGUACUACAAGACCAGAGAGGCAGUCAUCGCUCAGAUCUCGAGUCACGUCAAAGCCAUCGAUGCGAUCUACCAAGGCACGGAUUUCCAAGGCAUUCGUAACAUUAGCUUCAUGGUUAAGAGGAUAAGGAUCAACACUACAAAUGACGAGAGGGACCGGUCAAACCCUUUCCGCUUUGCCAACAUCGGGGUAGAGAAGUUUCUGGAGCUUAACUCGGAGCAGAACCACGAUGACUACUGCCUAGCCUACGUCUUUACUGACAGAGACUUUGAUGAUGGCGUGCUUGGGUUGGCAUGGGUUGGCGCUCCUGCAGGGAGCUCUGGGGGAAUCUGUGAGAAGAGUAAGCUUUACUCAGACGGAAAGAAGAAGUCUCUCAACACAGGCAUCAUCACCGUGCAAAAUUAUGCCUCUCACGUACCUCCCAAAGUCUCACACAUUACCUUCGCCCAUGAAGUGGGGCAUAACUUCGGCUCUCCGCAUGACUCAGGGCCGGAGUGCACCCCAGGCGAAUCCAAGAGUCAGGACAAGAAGGAGAAAGGCAACUAUAUCAUGUAUGCCAGAGCCACGUCUGGAGACAAGUUCAACAACAAUAAGUUCUCUGUGUGCAGCGUCCGUAACAUCAGCCAAGUGCUGGAGAAGAAAAGAGGCAACUGCUUUGUGGAGUCUGGACAGCCCAUCUGUGGUAAUGGUCUAGUGGAGCCGGGUGAAGAGUGUGACUGUGGCUACAGUGACCAGUGCAGGGACCAGUGUUGCUAUGAUGCCAACCAGCCUGACAACAAAAAGUGCAAACUCAAACCCAAUAAAGUGUGCAGCCCGAGCCAGGGUCCUUGCUGCACGCCAGAGUGUACAUACAAGGGCAGGAAUGAGAAAUGCAGAGAAGAGUCUGAGUGUGCCCACCAGGGCAUGUGUAAUGGUGUCUCAGCUCAGUGUCCCACCUCUGAGCCCAAAGCCAACUUCACUGCCUGUCACGGAGAGACACAAGUCUGCCUCAACGGGGGCUGUUCUGGCUCUAUCUGUGAGAAGUAUGGACUGGAGGUGUGCACCUGUGCCAGUGGGGAUGGGAAAGAUGAGACAGAGCUGUGUCACGUGUGCUGCAUGGAGAAAAUGAACCCCAGUACCUGCAGUAGCACGGGCUCUGAGCGCUUGGCACGCUUCUUCAACAAGAAGGUCACGACUCUCCAGGCCGGCUCGCCCUGCAACGAUUUCAAAGGCUACUGUGACGUGUUCAUGAAAUGCCGCCUAGUGGAUGCAGAUGGACCAUUGGCCAGACUCAAAAAGGCCAUCUUUAACCCAGAGCUCUAUGAGAACAUAGCAGAGUGGAUAGUGGCUCACUGGUGGGCUGUACUGCUGAUGGGUAUAGCUCUGAUCAUGCUCAUGGCAGGAUUCAUAAAGAUCUGCAGUGUCCAUACCCCAAGCAGCAACCCCAAAUUACCACCACCCAAACCACUACCAGGAACACUGAAGAGAAGGAGAGCUCAGCAUGCUAACCAACAGCACCAGCACCAGCAUGGGCACCAGAAUCAGCACGGACACCAGAACCAGCACCAGCGCCAAGUUCAGAGGCAGCCCCAGCCUCAACGCCAUCACCGUCAGCACCGCGAAAAUUACCAGAUGGGUCAGAUGAGACGUUGAGUUGCAUGCAAACCCCUCCUGCUCCUCCUCCACUUGUCUCCCCCUCCCCACAGUGCCUGCAAUACAGUGGGACAGAAGGUCACUACUCCAAAGAAACCAACUGACCCAGCACACAAAAUCACUCUUACUUCCCCAUUGUGCAGAGUAUCCUGGACCAGUCCAUUUCUAUGGACAUUCCCGCUUUUUUUAACGCUUUAUCCUGGACCAUUCCAUACGUUUGUUUAAAGAGCUUGGUUUUCAGUCAAACUGGGCCAUUUUCCACAGACGUAGUCUGCUUCAAAACAAUAAAACCAAGACGAAGUACAUUGUACCCUCAGAAGCAGUACAUUGUACCUUCAUCCUGAGCCACAUAAGCAAGAUGAAUGAAAUUGUUGGUGGAGGCAGUAUUGCUGGAUUCAGCAGCUUGUAUUUCAGCAUUUAAAGUUUUUUUUUCUCUCUUUUUCUCCCUGUUCCUUCCUGGAUUGAAAGAAAAGUUUCCUCAAGCUUCCCAAUGUGAUGAGCAAGAAAAUCAGGCCCUUUGAGUUCUGAAAUAGUCUUACUUUUUCUCCCCUCUCCUCACACAUAUUGUUGAUGGCCUGCCAGGGAGUAAGGGACCAUUUGUAGAUUUAGUCCCUCCUGUAGUUCCUCUGUAGUGUGCUUGUUCUCCUUUUGCUUUUCAUUAACAGAGACUUGUUUAAGAUUGACGCACAUAAAUGAAGUAUUGCCAACAAUGCCAGGAAGUGAAACAAUCCUCAGCCAGAGACCUGCCACAUUUUCGAAAGGGUUUUUCAAAAUCCACGAAGGAUCAGUCCUUUCACUUCCCAUGCAGAUACUGCCCUAUGCAUGGCUGUACAGAAUUAAGACUGUAAAAAAAUUGUAUUAUAUGUUAGAACAAAAUUAUUUCUUCUACUGUUUGAAAGAACUGACUUGCAGUUUUGAUCAACACUCUCAGGAUUCAAACACACUAAUGAAGGUAUUGUUGAAGAUGCUCGGGAGUAAGUUGAAGCUAUCAGGUUGAGAAAGAUUGAGAAGAAGGAUGAAUCUCUAAAAUGAGCUAUCAUGUGUC
Messenger RNA from Chanos chanos (milkfish), 3417 nucleotides. It is a transcript of the gene adam10b, whose product is annotated as ADAM metallopeptidase domain 10b. The coding region runs from base 21 to 2372 and encodes 783 amino acids. The transcript is spliced from 16 exons. The record is from RefSeq and is a predicted model, not a curated record. Gene Ontology annotation, biological process: membrane protein ectodomain proteolysis; Notch signaling pathway. Gene Ontology annotation, molecular function: metalloendopeptidase activity involved in amyloid precursor protein catabolic process. Gene Ontology annotation, cellular component: plasma membrane; synaptic membrane. NCBI's taxonomy places the organism in Eukaryota, Metazoa, Chordata, Actinopteri, Gonorynchiformes, Chanidae.